Molecule: messenger RNA, 1140 nt
Organism: Yarrowia lipolytica CLIB122
Lineage: Eukaryota; Fungi; Ascomycota; Dipodascomycetes; Dipodascales
Source: RefSeq, a predicted model, not a curated record
AUGACGCGCAUGUUAUUUCUUCUUCCAGUACUGCUGCUACUUCAGCUAGCACAGGCCCGCAACAUGAUCUUGCAGCUCAAAAACGAGACGCAUCUCUCCGACUUCUUCACCCUGAAUCCGCACUUUCUGGCUCAUUUCGACAAGUACCACAGUUUCGGCAACUUCCAGGCUCUUGCCGGGGACAUCCCCAGUUCUCUGGUCUACGCCCUUGCCAAGAACUUGAUGAUCAAAGAUUGGACCUUCGACAUCGAUGUCAAGAUUUACGACGUUCAGGCCAACGCUCCUCGCCACCUUGCCCGAACAUCCAACCUCGAGCCCAUCAGCGCCUUCGGUCCCCAGGACUUUGUCCACGACCCUUCCGACGGAAGCGGCGUCGACAUCUACAUUCUAGAUACUGGAGUGCGUCAUCAGCACAUUGAAUUUGAGAACCGAGGCAAACCAGGUCGAGACUUCACCGGCGAGGGCAUGGGUGAUCAAAACGGCCAUGGCACCCAUGUUGCCGGCCUAGCUGCGUCUAAGACCUACGGUAUAGCGAAAAAGGCCAACAUCAUUGAUGUCAAGGUCACUGGAGAGGACGGUAUGGGAGCCCUCUCAUCUGUACUCGCCGGUUUGGAGUGGGCCGCGGCUGAGAUCCAUCGGAACGGCCGUCCCGCGGUUAUCAACAUGAGUUUGGGAGCACCUAAGAACUCGGUGUUCAACGCUGCGGUCGAGGCUGCGAUCGACUCUGGCAUUCCUGUGGUGGUGGCUGCAGGCAACACCAACACCCCUGCGUGUCUGGACUCGCCUGCUAGUGCUAACGGGGUUCUGACCGUCGGGGCGUUUGACGACAGGACGGACACGAUUGCCAGCUUCUCCAACUGGGGCCAGUGUGUGGACAUUUUUGCGCCCGGCGUAGAGGUGAUUUCGCUGUCGAACCAGAACAAUCGGGGCACAGUGGCUCAGUCUGGCUCGUCCAUGUCGGCUCCACUUGCCGCAGGGUUAGUGGCAUAUUACCUUGGCAUGGGAGACGAGCCCCACAAGGCCAUGACACGAAUACGAGACUGGGCCAACAUGAACCGGCUGAGUCGUCGGGGCAUGAUGUUCAAGCCGUUUACGCCCAACAAGAUUCUGUUCAAUUUGGCCGGAGAGCCACUAUGGUGA